Hymenoscyphus albidus is the source of this 1610-nucleotide messenger RNA. NCBI's taxonomy places the organism in Eukaryota, Fungi, Ascomycota, Leotiomycetes, Helotiales, Helotiaceae. The record is from the annotation of a GenBank genome assembly.
AUGAAGUUGUUUUAUUCCACAACAUUACUCGGCUGUCUAAUAUUGGCUUGGACAGCUAAUGCUCAGCGGCUCGGAAGGAGGCAGUUUCCUGGACUUGAUCAGGUACCCAUCUGCGCGGUUCGUGAACUUCCAAUUGCAUAGAAAAACCACUUUCUAGGUUUCUUGAGAACAGAACUUCACUGAUGCCACGCAUUCUCGGACCGUCUAUCUUCUGAUGAUUCUCUUGUCCAGUUCUUCAUAUGAUGUUUCUAACAAGAUGUUUAGUUGGGCUGUCUCGCCACUCUAGUACCGCAAUAUUGCACUUCGUUCACCAACACCACUUGUAUAUGUACCGAUAACGACUUGGUUGAUGCUAUACAGCCUUGUGUCUUUCAGGUCUGCAAUAUUACUGAGUCACUACGAGUACAGAAAUAUCAAAAGGACAGCUGUGGUGUUCAGAACGACAAAUCACGACAACGCUCUUAUCAACACACGGCAUACGUUUUUAUAAUAUUCUGCACUUUUUUUGUCGCUGCCCGCUGCUAUGCAAGAGUACAACUGGGAAUGGGAAUGGCGGCCGAUGAUUGGGUCAUGGUGGCAGCCGGGUGCAUCUUUAUUGUAAUAUCUGUUGGGGUUUUGGAUACUGCAGAGCGCAAUUUUGGCCAGCACCUCUAUUAUCUGACUCCGGAAGAAGUAACAUAUUCAUUGAAGGUGGGUGCUUACGGUUUUAUGAAGAUGUCUUCGAGCUGACUUGCUGUAGUGGUUCUACGUACAAGAGAUAGCCUACAAUAUCUGUGGCAUGCUCGUCAAGUUAUCACUGCUGCUUUUUUUCAUGCGCAUCUUCCCAGCACCGACUAUCCAGCUUGGUGCCAAAUGUUUUUUUGCAAUCAUAGUAGUUACUUAUCUUCUUUUUGCAUUUCUGGCGACUUUUCAAUGCGUAAGUCAAUACGUUCCAUGUCUCCUAAACUUAUUAACGACAUGUAGUGGCCAGUCCGGGGGGCGUGGGACAACUGGAUGUACAAGUCUCCACCCAUCAAAUGCAUUGAAAUUUACAGCGUAGUUAUUGCGGGGGGGAUCGUGACCGUUGCCUACGACGCCAUGAUCUUGUUGUUCCCUCUACCAGCAAUAUGGCAGUUGCAGCUGGCGAAGAAUAAAAAAAUACAACUUAUGAUGGUAUUCUCUCUCGGAAUAUUCGUGGUCGCCUGUAGUGCCGCCAGGAUUCCCCUUCUAUUCGUUAUGCGAGGCUCAACCGACGUUUCUUGUAAGUAACUCUACACAUUACGUUUCUUGAAAACAAUAUUAAUAUUCAAAUAGGGGACCAACAACCGGUCGGAUUUUGGAGCGAGACUGAAUUGGGUGUUGGGAUAAUAUGUGCCUGUCUCCCACCUUGUCGGGCGCUCGUUAUGAAUCUUUUCCCGAAAUUGACCUCUAUACUCGGUAGUCGUAGUGCGCGACAGCCAAGUGCAACACCGGCAACUAUUUCAGGACGCGAGGGACAUAAGUGGAAGGGUGGAAGAAAGACAAUAACAGUCACCACAACAACAACGGUGAUGGGCAGCUUUAUUCCAUUGGAGGAUAUGAGCCGCCAUCAGUUUGGACCCGAUUCAGAAAAGGCGAGAAACGAAGUGUGA